AUGAGGCAACAAACAGCACCGUACGCCGCCAGGAGACAUCAAUGGUGGAGUACGCAUCCAUUCAGGGAAAGGUCUGAUAGAGACCGUUACUGGGGCUUACAUGGAGAGCUGAGACUGAAUAUGAGGUUCACGUCCUUAAUGAUGUACAUAUCGUCGGUUCUGGUAUUUAUUUUGUAUGUAUAUAUCGAUUUUUCUGAAGCUGCACCUCGCAUCAGUCUAUACGAUGCGUCGCCUAUCUCCAGGAAGCCAGACACAGCCUCCGACACCUGGAAGACCUUCCAUACGGAUACGUCUCGCCGUUUGCCCGAUAACAGCUUCCUUUUGACACAGUCGUCUGCUAUCGGCAUAGCUAGCCAUAUCCCCCAAAACGCCUUCCCAUCUGCACCAACUGAGCCGACCACGACCGAUUUCGACUCCGGGAUCAUUUCUAACGCAAAGGAAGAAAUAGCAUUGCUGACUUCCAGGUUGAAAAGAUCUACUGAUGCACACGGAGCACUCUUUGCCCCGGAAAAAACGCUGCAGACAAUGAUGUCCAUGGUUUCUCAACGGUCAGCCAACGAUGCGUGGUCGGCAGACACAUCUGUUACCUCAGUGGAGAAUAGCCAAGAUGGCUUCUGUAACUGCAGCACUGGAGGUGAGGGGAUUUUGUAUCCAGAUGAGUGCAACCAGAGUACUGGUCAGUGCUCAUGUCUGGACGGCUAUACUGGACUACAAUGUGACGAAUGUGAGGAGGGAUACUUUACCAAUGGCACCAGCGGCUGCCUACCCUGCGCCUGUGACUCAUUUGGUGCUGAGAGCCACCUGUGCGACAGCUCAGGGAUAUGUGUGUGCAAGGCAGGAGUGUAUGGACCCAAAUGUGACGAGUGCCACCCAGGCUUCUUCCACUUCAGCAGCACAGGAUGCCAGCCCUGCCAGUGUCACAAUCAUACCAACUACUGCCAUCCACAGUCAGGUGUGUGUCUGAACUGUGAGGGCAAUACCCAGGGGUCAAAUUGCGAGGAGUGUAAGCCAGAUCAUUACCGCAGUCGUGGCACUGCCUUGACUGAAGCCUGUGUUCUAUGCCCCUGCUCCAACUCUUCCUCCACUGGCACCUGUCACGCUGAUCCCAGUGGCUCUCCAGUGUGUGACCAGUGCCUUCACCCUUAUUCUGGCUCACUGUGUGACCAGUGCAGCGCUGGAUUUCACAAAGCACAAGGGGCUUGCGUGCCAUGUGACUGUAGUGGGAAUGCAGAUCCUCAGGGUCCCACCCAGGUUUGUCACCCCGACACUGGCCACUGCCUCAGCUGCAUUAACAACACCACUGGGCCCCGGUGCCAGCUUUGCGCUCCUGGAUUUUCAGGGGAUGCCCGGGCUCAUAACUGCAGCCGUCAAACACCUCAGCACAUUUUUACACCAGCAGUUCGUACCACGACAGAGCACCCAACUUCUAGCACUUCGUCUUCCUUCAGCAGCACCCCGACCACCACCAGAGCGAGAAACGUUCCCGUGUCUACGUCCGACGGUAACCUGAGCACAACGCUGAGCACGACCACCACCACUCAAGCCCUGCUGACGAGUCUGAGCAGCCCCACCGACAACACGACUGCGGCGCUGACCGACGUGUCCUGGACGCAGUUCAACAUCAUCAUUCUGGCCGUCAUCAUCCUGGUGGUUGUUGUGCUCCUGGGCUUUGUCGGAGGCGUGUACACUUACAGAGAAUACCAGAACCGGAAACUCAACGCGCCCUUCUGGACCAUCGAACUGAAGGAGGACAACAUCAGCUUCAGCAGCUAUCACGACAGCAUCCCCAACGCCGACGUGUCGGGCCUCCUGGAGGACGAGACCAACGAGGUGGCGCCUAAUGGCCAGCUUGCGCUGACUACACAGGGCAAUUGCUACAAGGCUUAG
Molecule: messenger RNA, 1887 nt
Organism: Nerophis lumbriciformis (worm pipefish)
Lineage: Eukaryota; Metazoa; Chordata; Actinopteri; Syngnathiformes; Syngnathidae
Source: RefSeq, a predicted model, not a curated record